AUGGGACUGCGUGAUAUAAACAACUCCCCGGGAGGUGUGCUGAAGCCUCAGUUUGUCACGAGGGCCAACAACCACAAAGUGUCCGCCCAAGCCAUUGAGAACCAACCUGCAACGGAGGAAAAUGUCACCACACCGCACCCCAUUUCGUUUUUUCUGGCCUUUGCUGGAGGUAACUACCCUCGGUCCUCCAACUACAGUGGGCCUGCCAGUACCGGCUACAGCGGCCCCGGCCCCGGCAUGACCAACAGUCUGGGAAUGAAUGCUAGCAGCCCCAUGCACGGCCAGGGGCCCGGCCAGCCCAUACCUGUGGGACGCAGCCAUGGCGCAGGCAGCCAGAACAGGGUGUACCCACCCAUGGCCCCCAGCUCCCCCGGCAUGCCCCAGCCAGCUGGGCCCGGGAUGGGCCCUCCCUCUUUGGGUAGCUCUAACCGCAAGGCCCAGGAGGCAGCAGCAGCUGCCAUGCCGGGAUCUGCCAACUCGACACACAACAGGCGGCCUCCUUACGCGAGGUCCCAAGCCCAGAUGCAGCCACGUCAUCCCACCUCCACCCACUGGCCUGCACCCUACCCCACCUCCACCUGUCCACCACCUUCCCCUCCACUCAGACCUCACCAUCCACCCAUCCUGCAACCCUCACAUUCACAGCACCAUAGGCAGGGCAGCUAUCAGGGCCAGGGCAUCAGCCAGGCCAGCACCAUGGCUACGACUGUGCCCUACAGCCAGCCAACGGGGAACAACAGCUCCGCCAUGGGCAACGCACAAGCUCCAGCAUACAACAUGCCACCUUCAGGAGACAUGGGAAUGUCGGGAGACGGGAUGAUGAGCCCUGAUGUGAAAGCGAAGGCGGACGUAAAAGACGACAGCGUUCCCGCCAACGAGCCUCACAAACCAAAGCAGCUACAGGACGGCUACAGCAACAGCAGCAGCUCCCAGCAGUGUGUGUCGCAGCCCACCACGCCAGGGGGUGCGCUGCCCGUGCCCUCCCCCCUCUCCCCCAGCCCAGCCAGCCUGUCCUCCUACCACGGAGACGACAGUGACAGCAUCAGCAGCCCCCCCUGGCCCCUCAAAACCCCCUCCAGCCCCAAACCCAACCCCAACUCCUCCUCUCUCAGUGGGGAGCGAAUCACACGGCUCUUUGAUCUUGGUGUGGAGCCGGAGAGGCGGGGCUGGGUGGAGCGAUACCUGACCUUCAUGGAGGAGAGGGGCACGCCUGUUGCUCAGCUUCCCACUGUGGGCAAGAAGCCCCUGGACCUGUGGAAGCUCUACAUAGCUGUUCGUGAGAUAGGAGGCCUCGCCAUGGUAAACAAGAACAAGAAGUGGCGCGAGCUGUCCUCCACCCUGAACGUGGGCACAUCCAGCACCUCCGCCAGCUCUCUGAAGAAGCAGUACAUCCAGUUCCUGUUUGCCUACGAGUGUAAGAUGGAGCGGGGGGAGGAGCCGCCGGCAGACAGCAGCACCAUGGCCGGGGGGGACAGCAGGAAGCAGGUCAAGAUCCAGCCCCCCUCACCUGCGAAUUCAGGCGGCUCACUCCAAGGCCCGCAGACGCCUCAGUCCUCCGGCAGCAGCUCUACAGCGGAGGCAGCGGGAGAUCUGAAACCCCCCACCCCUGCCACCACCCCUCUGGGACAAGUCACACCUCUGCCCCCCAACAGGAGCAGUGUGAGCGUACAGGAUCCCUUCUCGGAGGUGAGCGACCCUGCCUUCCAGAAGCGUGUUACCCCCCUGCCCCCCUCAGCUCCCUACCAGCAGGGCCUCAGCAUGCCUGACAUGAUGAUGAGGAUGCAGUACGACACCAAGGACCCCUUCGCCGGGAUGAGGAAGAUGGCAGGAGCUGACCCCUACAUUCCGGGUCAGAUGCCGAGUGGAGGCAUGCAGGACAUGUAUGGUCGCCCCCCGUCGGCGCUGAGCAUGAGCCAGCGCUCGCAAUACCCGUACGGGCCGGGCUACGACAGGAGACCGGACCAUGUCAUGGGGAUGGAGGGGAACAUGGGUCCCCCUGGGAGUCAGAACAACAUGGGACCUUCCAACAGUGAGGGCAGCAUGUACUCUCCCAGCAGAUACCCUUCACAGCAGAGACACGAUGGCUACAGUCAGCAGUAUCCCAGCAUGCCAUACGGGAUGCAUCCAUCUGGGAUGUACCCACAGCAACAGCAGGGCUACAAACGGCCAAUGGAUGGCAUGUACGGUCCCCCCCCCAAGAGACACGAGAGCGACAUGUACGCCAUGCAGUACGCCAACCAGCAGCCGGACAUGUACAACCACUACGGCGGGGGGUACUCCGGCCCCGAUCACAGACCCUUACAGGGACAGUUCCCCUACCCUUACCCCCGCGACCGCAUGGGCCCCUCAGGUCAGAGCCAGCACAGCAUGAUGGGUGGGGGGCCACCUCCUAACCAUGCGGCCGAUGGCCCCAACAUGUGGCCCUCCAGAACAGACCUGGGCUAUCCUUACCCCAACAGACAGGGGCCACCGUCACAAAUGCCCCCCUACAUGGGUAGAGAGGACAUGGAGGGGCGCCCGGGACAGGAGCAGUGGCACCGUCAGUCCCCUUACAUGUCAUCAUCGGGGGGCAUGAUGCCCCUGACCUCACGCCAGCCAUCUUCUUACUCUAACUCUCCCUCCAUGCUCAACCACCUGCCCAGGGCCCCCAGCCCGGGGGCCUUCCAGCGCUCCAUGGACCCCAGGAUGUCUCCGGGCAAGGCUCCGUUCAUGUCAGCCAUGAAGAUGACGAAGCCUGGGAUGAGCAUGAUGGGCCCACAGGGGCCCCUCGGUCACUACCCCCCCAACCUGAGGCGGGACCUCAACUACCCCCCAGGAUCAGUGGAGGCCACCAUGCCCCUCCUCAAGCCCCGACGCAGGCUCACCUCCAAGGACACCGGAACACCGGAGGCCUGGCGCGUGAUGAUGUCUUUAAAGUCCGGCCUGCUGGCGGAGAGCACCUGGGCGCUGGACACCAUCAACAUCCUGCUGUACGACGACAGCACUGUGGGCUCCUUUAACCUCUCCCAGCUGCCUGGAUUCCUAGAGCUGAUUGUGGAGUACUUCCGCCGUUACCUGAUCGAGAUCUUUGGCAUCCUGGAAGAGUUUGAGGUGGGGGCCGUGGCUCAGAAAAUAAUUUUGGACCCUGCUGCUGACCAGAAAGAAGAAGCGCCCGCUGACCAGGAAACAGAGUGUAGUGCUCAACCUGAACCUCACGCAGCUCCGGGAGCAGAGGUGGAGAAAGCGGCGGCCAUAGUGGAAAAAACUCCACCAGACAAUGCAGAGCCAGCCGAGGUGAACGGUGAGACAGAGGUUAGCGUCAAGAAAGAAGAGGACGGAGGGAAAGAGGUGGAGGCAGAGAGUGGAAAAGCAGUAGAGAGUAAAAAGGAGAGCGCCGAGACGGAGCCUAAACCCAAACAAGCCAGUAAAUACGACCGUCUCCCCAUCAAGAUCGUCCACAAGGAGGAGCUGACGGAGGACAUGAUGGAGCACUUAGGCUACGUCACAGAGUUCACCAGCGGGUUGCUCCACUGGCAGGCAGGCGGGGGGGAUUCCACAGCACACAUUCAAACACAAUUUGAACCCCGGAGCGAACCACCUGCCCGGGCGGAGGGAAAGACAAACAAAGAGGAAGAAAACAGAGAGGAUGAUGGAAAGAAACAUUUCACCGCGACAAUUGACGAUGUUCUGUGUGCUCGGGUCGACGCCCUCUCCUACGCCCACCCCGCCCGCUCCCUGCCCUCCUACCCUUUCAGGGUGCACGAGGACGGCGAGCAGGACCACAUCACCCUGCUGGAGGACGAGCCGCGCUGCCGGGACGAGGCUCCGCUCUCCACCUCCUCUGCCGGGCAGGAUGCGCUGGCCAAGCGUUGCCUCUGUGUCUCCAACAUCGUGCGCAGCCUGUCCUUCAUCCCCGGGAAUGAUUUGGACAUGUCCCGCCACCCCGCGCUGGUCCUCCUCCUGGGCAAGCUGCUCCUGCUGCACCACCAGCACCCGGAGAGGAACAGGUCGCCACCCGGCUACCGGAGGGACGAGCUGCAGGAGCAGGGGUCCUCCAGCAGCGAGGGGGAGUGGUGGUGGGAGUGUCUGGGUCUGCUCAGGGAGAACGCCAUGGUCACUCUGGCCAACAUCUCGGGCCAGCUGGAUCUCUCCACCUACCCGGACACCAUCUGCCUCCCCAUCCUGGACGGCCUACUCCACUGGAUGGUGUGCCCCUCGGCAGAAGCCCAGGACCCCUUCCCUUCAGCAACAGCCCACUCCCAGCUCACCUCCCAGAGGCUGGUGCUGGAGUGCCUCUGCAAGCUCAGCAUCCAGGGCGGCAACAUCGACCUCCUGCUGGCCACGCCCCCUUUCAGCCGCCAAGAGAAACUCUUCACCGUGCUGCUGCGCUACAUCGCUCAGAGGAAGGCGCAGGUGUACCGGGAGAUGGCCGUGGCUUUGCUCUCCCACCUGGCACAGGGAGACCCCACGGCGGCGUGCGCCAUCACCAUGCAGAAAGGCAGCGUGGGUAAUUUUGUAGGCUUCUUGGAGGACGGCGUCAGCAUGGUGCAGUACCAGCAGAACCCUCACAGCCUGCUGCACAUGGGGCAGCCCCCCAUGGACCCGCCCAGCAUCAACAUGAUGUGCCGAGCGGCUAAGGGCCUGCUGGCCAUGGCCAAAGUGGCGGAGAACAAGACAGAGUUUGUGCUGUACGAGAGCCGAUUAUUAGACAUGUCCAUUUCCUCCGUGCUCAACGCAGGGGUGGUGGCUAUCAUUUGCCAAGUUCUCUUCCACUUAGGGAAAUUGUGACAAGAGGAGAGGCAGGACUCACCCGGCAGAUGCUAACACACUCCUGUGGUUUUCUAUUUUUAUUUAUCAAAAUGACAGAAAAUGUUUGUUUUUCUAAAAAAGAAAUAUCCACAUAAACAAAA
Messenger RNA from Notothenia coriiceps (black rockcod), 4889 nucleotides. RefSeq names its product AT-rich interactive domain 1B (gene arid1b). Lineage: Eukaryota; Metazoa; Chordata; Actinopteri; Perciformes; Nototheniidae. The record is from RefSeq and is a predicted model, not a curated record. The transcript has 17 exons. Gene Ontology annotation, cellular component: nBAF complex; SWI/SNF complex; nucleoplasm. Gene Ontology annotation, biological process: chromatin remodeling; regulation of transcription by RNA polymerase II; positive regulation of DNA-templated transcription. Bases 1 to 4767 code for a protein of 1588 amino acids. Gene Ontology annotation, molecular function: DNA binding; nucleosome binding.